GCGGAUCCGGGCUACAGUAAAUAGCCAGGAGCAGAAACGGCUAUUGAUGGAUUUGGAUAUUUCCAUGAGGACGGUGGACUGUCCAUUUACCGUCACCUUUUAUGGUGCGCUCUUCCGGGAGGGUGAUGUGUGGAUCUGCAUGGAGCUCAUGGAUACAUCACUAGAUAAAUUCUACAAACAAGUUAUUGAUAAAGGCCAAACAAUUCCAGAGGACAUCUUAGGGAAAAUAGCAGUUUCUAUUGUAAAAGCCUUAGAGCAUUUGCACAGUAAGCUCUCUGUCAUUCAUCGAGACGUCAAGCCUUCAAAUGUGCUGAUUAAUACUCUGGGCCAAGUGAAGAUGUGCGAUUUUGGAAUCAGUGGCUACCUGGUGGACUCUGUUGCUAAAACAAUUGAUGCUGGUUGCAAACCGUACAUGGCUCCUGAAAGAAUAAACCCAGAGCUCAACCAAAAGGGAUACAGUGUGAAGUCUGAUAUUUGGAGUCUGGGCAUCACAAUGAUUGAGUUGGCCAUUCUUCGGUUUCCCUAUGAUUCGUGGGGAACUCCCUUUCAGCAGCUCAAACAGGUGGUGGAGGAGCCAUCACCACAACUCCCAGCAGACAAGUUCUCCGCAGAGUUUGUUGACUUUACCUCACAGUGCUUAAAGAAGAAUUCCAAAGAACGACCUACAUAUCCAGAGCUUAUGGUGAGUGUUGUUAAUGUGAACAUGUCCAAACUAACAGCUAGUAAAG
This is a messenger RNA of Galeopterus variegatus (Sunda flying lemur), 728 nucleotides long. It is a transcript of the gene MAP2K6, whose product is annotated as mitogen-activated protein kinase kinase 6. The transcript is spliced from 7 exons. Lineage: Eukaryota; Metazoa; Chordata; Mammalia; Dermoptera; Cynocephalidae. Gene Ontology annotation, biological process: MAPK cascade; protein phosphorylation. The annotation marks the transcript as partial. The record is from RefSeq and is a predicted model, not a curated record. Gene Ontology annotation, molecular function: MAP kinase kinase activity; ATP binding.